AUGGCUCGCACCAAGCACGAAGCGCGCAGGGCGCCCAACUCCAUCGGCGAAGCCAAACGCGACAUCGCGGCCUACUACGCAAAGCUUGUCCAGGACAAGAACACGCCCGCCCGUCGCCAUGCACUCGCGUACUCCUCGCUGCCUGAGGAGACGCCUAUCCCAGUCGGUUUCACUAGCCAGAUCGUCGAGGAAGCGCAGAAGCCACAGUGGCGGCGCGACCUUGAAAAGGCCAACCGUAUCACCGCCGCUUUGCAGGAGAACAAGGCCACUGACGAUGAACGGUGCUGGUUGAGAGUCUUCUUCGACCGCGAAGCCAAGGCAGAGCAAGAGAAGCUCGAGCAGGCGGCUGCGACUGAGGCAAAGAAGCAGCAGUGGGUCCUCGACGGACAACGUCGUCACCAGGGCAUCCUGUCCGCUGGCGGCGACCCUGUCUGGACUAGACGUCAUCUCAACAGGGCCUUUCUGGGCUACGGCGACAAGUCAGAUUCCGACUCUGACAGCGUCUUGAGUCCUUCUGAGAGCGACAUCGACGACCCCGACUCGGGUCGUAUUCGGGAAGAUGGCACUGUCGGUAGCGAAAAGACUCCUCGUGGUCCUACGUCGACUCCCACUCCUGAGGUAGUCGAGGAAGAAGUCAAGGCCAAGAUCACCGACGCCAUCUCGACCCUCACGUUCGAGAAGGCAUCAGACUGCCCUCUCUGGAUCGGCCACCUCGAAAAGCCGCUCCCACACCCCCACCUGACCCCCCUUCAGAACGAACACGUUCUGAAGCGUCUCUACCACGACGAGAUCGCGCGUCUGAGCGCCCUCCGCGACACCCGUGGCCCUCCCGCUGGACACCCUCCGGGCGGAGACUGGAUGUAUACAUCGCUUUACGGGCAGACGCAGCAGGUGAAGGAGGAGGCGGCUGGAAGUCAUCGGGCUGCUGCGAGAGGCUGGUGGACAUACAGUGUGGACGGUGAGGAUUUGGAGGAGGUUUGGGAGAAGUGGCCCAUUGGUCUUGACGGGCUCAGGAUAGGUUGGGCGAAGACCUACUGGAAGGAUGGCAGGCCGCCCGGAACGUGUUUGGUGCCGAACUGGUUGGAGAGGGAAUUGUGGGCGAUGUCCGAGGAGGAUGCGAUGGAAGGAGUUGAGUUUGAGUAG
This is a messenger RNA of Alternaria arbusti, 1143 nucleotides long. RefSeq lists its product as uncharacterized. The record is from RefSeq and is a predicted model, not a curated record. The coding region runs from base 1 to 1143 and encodes 380 amino acids. Lineage: Eukaryota; Fungi; Ascomycota; Dothideomycetes; Pleosporales; Pleosporaceae. The transcript has 3 exons.